This is a messenger RNA of Fonsecaea nubica, 1425 nucleotides long. RefSeq lists its product as hypothetical. Bases 1 to 1425 code for a protein of 474 amino acids. The transcript has 5 exons. The record is from RefSeq and is a predicted model, not a curated record. Gene Ontology annotation, biological process: amino acid transmembrane transport. Gene Ontology annotation, molecular function: amino acid transmembrane transporter activity. Gene Ontology annotation, cellular component: vacuolar membrane. Lineage: Eukaryota; Fungi; Ascomycota; Eurotiomycetes; Chaetothyriales; Herpotrichiellaceae.
AUGUCGAAGGAAUAUAAAGGCGUUGAAGACCUAGCCCCUGUCCAGACUACAGACAAGGGCGAAAUGGUUAAUGUCCAACGUUCUGCGAGCACCGUGAGCGUACAUGACGCUGUCUUUGGGGAGGUAACAGAGGAGGGGCCCAACUAUCGCAACGUGGGUUGGUUGGGUACGGUUGCUCUGAUGAUGAAGACCCAAAUCGGCCUCGGUGUGCUUUCUAUUCCAGCAGUCUUCGACACGCUAGGGUUGAUUCCUGGUGUUAUCUGCUUGCUAGCCAUUGCCAUCAUUACCACAUGGUCCGACUAUAUGGUGGGAGCUUUCAAGCUUCGACAUCGUGCAGUCUAUGGUAUUGACGAUGCCGGCGGCUUGAUCUUUGGACGUCCCGGCCGUGAGGUUCUUGGAAUUGCUUUUUGCCUGUACUGGAUCUUUGUUGGCGGCUCCGGCAUGCUCGGUCUCUCCAUCGGGCUGAACGCAGUCUCGACCCAUGGUGCCUGUACUGCUGUGUUUGUCUUGGUGGCGGCGAUUGCAGGAUGCUUGUUGGGGAGCAUUCAGACACUCGGCCGAAUUUCAUGGCUCGCCUGGGUUGGUCUCACCUCCAUCGUCACCGCAAUCUUGACUGUGACCAUCGCUGUCGGUGUGCAGAGUCGACCCGCCGAUGCCCCUCAAGUGGGACCGUGGUCUUCCGACUACAAGUUGUUCAAGAACCCGAGCUUCACCGAUGCUAUAUCUGCGAUAUCCUCCCUAGUGUUUGCAUAUGCCGGCACUCCUGGCUUCUUUGCCAUUGUGUCAGAGAUGCGCAACCCGAAACACUACACCCGUGCGCUGUUGAUCUGCCAAUCUGGCGUGACAGCAACAUACAUCACAAUUGGCGUGGUUGUCUACUACUACUGUGGAUCAUAUGUUGCCUCUCCAGCUCUGGGCUCCGCAGGCGCACUCAUGAAGAAGGUCUGUUACGGCCUCGCCAUUCCCGGAUUGCUGGUGUCCACGACGCUUUUCAUCCAUCUAGCUGCCAAGUACAUCUUCAUCCGCGUCUUCAGACAGUCUCGACAUCUCACGUCCAAUACCAUGGUCCACUGGUCCGGCUGGAUCGGAUGUACCUUCGGCGUCACCGUGAUUUCCUACAUCAUCGCCAGCGCCAUCCCCGUAUUCGGCGGUCUUGUGUCGCUGAUCGGCGCCCUCCUCGGUACACUACUGUCGUUUCAGCCCAUGGGUUUCAUGUGGCUUUACGAUCAUUGGGGUCUGCCCAAGACCGAGCGCGGCCGCUGGUGGACGUUUAUGGUCGGAUGGAGCAUCUUUGUCAUCGUCUCUGGUACUUUCCUCAUGGUCGGCGGUACCUACGGAUCCAUUGUUGGUAUUAUCGACUCAUACAAGGCGUCCGGCGGGUCCGCGGCCUUCUCAUGCGCCGACAAUUCAAACUCGGUACAUUGA